Molecule: messenger RNA, 8440 nt
Organism: Strongylocentrotus purpuratus (purple sea urchin)
Lineage: Eukaryota; Metazoa; Echinodermata; Echinoidea; Camarodonta; Strongylocentrotidae
Gene: ric1
Product: RAB6A-GEF complex partner protein 1
Exons: 31
Coding region: 69-4367 (1432 amino acids)
Biological process (GO): retrograde transport, endosome to Golgi; intracellular protein transport
Cellular component (GO): cytosol; Ric1-Rgp1 guanyl-nucleotide exchange factor complex; Golgi membrane
Source: RefSeq, a predicted model, not a curated record
UUAAUUGGUAUAUCGUAAAAUGGCUUCGACAAUUUCUGUUCUCUGACUGAGCUGGUAAUAGGUCUAAAAUGUAUUUUCCAAUUGGAUGGCCGAAAUAUCUUCAAUUACCUAACGAAGAUGAGGAUCCCGUGCAGUGUAUCAUCGCUAACCGGGAAAGGACACUAUUUGCUGUCGUAACAUUGCAAGCGGUGCAUCUUUGGCAGUGCAAGCCAUGUGUACUGAUUGUGAGCUAUCGACGCUCUGAUGACUCGGUGGUGGUCCUGGGAACAAACUGUGAGGCAGAAUGGAAACCAGACUCAAGUGUCAUCGCAGUGGCUACAUCUGGUGGCCACCUGUUAUUAUUAAAGGUUAUAUCAGAGAGCAAUCAGAGACUGUAUGGAACCAAGCAAUCUGGUUCAUUUCAUUACAAGAGGGAUGUGACAGAGGCAGACACAAUUGCAGUGCCAAGGCUUAAGAUUACCUUUGGUGCUACAUUCCAAGUUACUGGAGGUGUUGCAUGCCUGUGCUGUCUGAAGGAUGAGAUGCUAGUAGCUACAUGUCAAGGAUUAUUACGACGUAUCACAUGGGAAGGUAUAGGAAGGAGUCAUCUGGAUGUCUCUAUCAGGACUGUACCGUUCUCGCUUGACCUGCAGCAAUCCAGAGAGUCCUUACUGGAUGAUCCCAGCAUACAUUUCAAGCAGCUGAAGUACAGUGUCUUACUAGGAGGGUUCGCUGUGGUUCUCUCCGAUGGAAGAGCUGCUUUCCUCACCUCAGAGAGUGCCAAGUUCUCACCUAAGGGUGUACAUGCGGUAUGGGCGCCAGAUGUCUCUAAUGCUACAUGUGUCGCCAUCAAUCAUAAAUUCAGGCUCAUCGUAUUUGGAUUAGCAAAUGGUCAGGGCAUAGUGUUUGCCGUGGAUGAAAUCACAGGAGCGCUCCUUGUUUCUCACAGACUUACUCUCUCUACCAGUGAUUUCCCAGAGGGCUGCCAAGCAGCUGGAGCUGUGACGUCGUUACGAUGGACACCAGAGGGCAGUGCACUGAUCUUGUCAUGGCUGAAGGGUGGUUUCUCGCUAUGGAGCACCUUCGGAGCUUUACUUAUGUGUACUCUAGGAGGGGAUUUCUGCCCUGAUCCCUCCAGAUCAAAGAUACUGAGGAUACAGUCAAUGGAAUGGGGACCAGAAGGCUACAACCUGUGGGCCACCAAGAAAUCAUUGGAUGAUAAACAGUCACAUGACGAGUCACCUGAUACCAAAGGAAACCUCAUUCAACUCUCAUUUGUAAAGAGUGCCAUUGCAAUGAACCCUUGUAUGGCUAAUUGCGAGCAUCUUCUGCUUCAAGGAGAGAGGCACAUCUAUUUGAGCUGUGAAGGGACGGUAGUGAAGGCAACAAGUCAACCAGACCUUACUGCUGACCUACCAAAUCCACCUGUUAUCAAUGGUACAAGUACAGGGAAUGCAGCAUGUAGUAGUAACAUCCUAGCUGGAAACAAACAAUGGCAUUGUAUACAGAUACCUCAGAAUUACUUGGACAGUAAUUGGCCUAUCAAGCAUGCUAGCGUUGACAGGACAGGUCACUACAUAGCAGUGGCAGGUCGGUAUGGACUGGCACACUGCUCUCCUUCGGGUAAGAGAUGGAAGAUCUUUGGCAACGUGACCCAGGAGAGAGACAUAUCUGUGACCGGUGGGUUGUGCUGGUGGAAAGACUUCAUCAUCGCUGCCUGCUUCAAUCACUAUGAAAGCAGAGAGGAGAUCCGGGUAUAUCCUCGUGCAAGCAAUCUUGACAAUGCCUUUGCCUUCACUGUCAAGGUUCCAUUUCAAGUACUGCUGUUGAAUGUGUUCAAAGACCUACUCAUAGUCUUCUGUGCAGACUAUCAUAUAUCACUCUUUAGCUGCGAGAGAAAGGAAGGUCCAUCAAGUUCUACUGCAACUCUAACCAGGAUACAGGACCUUUCACUCGCCAACUUUGUUCCUCAUCCGUCCUCUCUCAUCUCACUUACUCUCACAUCUCUCAGGUCGGAAUCAGUGUCUCCCAAAUCGUUCAAUCAGAGCAGUGAGGCUGAGAGUCUGAUCAUCAAUGUCGCUGGUCGUGUAUUGAUGCUACAGAGAGAUCGCUCUAAGGCACCCUCACCCACCAACGAUUAUCAUGACAGGAGGAAAAGCAAAGAUGCUGAGAUUCCUUUCGUUGCGCCCAUCAUCCUUGCCUCAUCAGUAGAAAGCAUGUGGACCACAUCCCGGUCUAGCGCCAGCAAACCUCAUCUCGUGGAAGCACUCUGGCUGGGAUGCGGAGCUGCAGGCAUGAAGGUGUGGUUACCACUGUUUCCAGACCGAUCAGAGAAGUUACAUCACAGCUUUCUAUCCAAACGUAUCAUGCUGCCAUUCAAGCUCAGGAUAUAUCCUCUAGCUGUGUUAUUUGAGGAUGCAGUAGUCCUUGGUGCAGCCAAUGACAUGCUGUCAUUUGAACCCAUGACCCCUAGUGUAGAACGCACUCGUCGAUGCCCAAGCUUGCCAUUCACAACAUUAGAAAGAACUACACAAAUCUAUCUUCAUCAUUUAUUGAGACAGUUGCUGAGGAGAAAUCUUGGGAUGCAUGCCCUCCAGAUAGCCCGUAGCUGUAUGUCUCUACCUUACUUCUCCCACGUCCUAGAACUCAUGCUUCAUGAAGUCUUAGAGGAAGAGGCUACUGCUUCAGAACCCAUACCAGAUGCCUUAUUACCAAGGGUCGUAGCCUUCAUCCAGGAGUUUCCUCAGUAUUUAGAGACAGUGGUACAUUGUGCCAGGAAGACUGAGAUAGCAUUGUGGCCCUACCUCUUCGCUUCAGUCGGCAAUCCUCAAGACUUGUUUGAGGAAUGUUUGAAGACUGAUAACCUUCAGACAGCAGCAUCGUAUCUCAUCAUCCUUCAGAACCUGGAGUCAGUCAAAGCAAGCAGACAUCAUGCCACUAUGCUUUUGGAUGCAGCUCUAGAGCACGGUGAAUGGUCGCUAUGUCGGGAUCUGCUCAGGUUCCUACGCUCCAUCGGUUCAGGGGAACUUGAUUCACCAAGGCCCCCGCCCCCUCUUGCCAAUCACCACAUGUUCCCCCUGGGUGUGGGGAUGGGUACGCCAGCGAGUGUGACCAAGCCCAGGGGUAGGCAUUCCAGUCAUAGCAACAAGCCAGGGAGCACGACAGACAGGCAAGCUGACCAGAACACUACGGAGAAGAGGAAUUCUACCCUUUCAAGGCAGAGCAGUAUGACCGAUUCCGGUUUAGAUGAGUACUACAUCGAGACCAUUCUAGCAAGACAUGCUAGGAAGCUGCUGGCAGCUUACAGGUUAAAGGAGUUAGGGGUCAUGACUGGUUAUCUAGACUUCAAACUCACAUCAUGGCUUCUUAGAGAAAGGAUGAGAGUAGCUCGAGUGGACAGCUUUGUUGAUGCCUUGAAGAGACUUCAUUCUGAUUUCAACUGGCCUCUCCCUGUCAUUGAAAGCCCCUCAUCUACAAAGAGCUUGCAAAAAAUAUCUCCUCCGACUCGUGCCCUGAAUGGUAUGCAUCCCCAUACGGAUUCCCCUUCCUCACCCGUGGACCUCAUUCCUACCACCAAGUUUGCAGGGGUGAGCAGUAUGCCCCCCAAACCAGCCACGCCCACCCCCAUAGCGCCGGUGGUAAACAGACACACCAACGGUAGUCACCCUGCUGGUGGGCUGACCCUCAAGCUCUCCAGGACUCAGAGCAUGCUGUCUGAGAGCACUGGCAGUGAUACCAGGACAGAGGAGGCCGUACUCAAACACCCAUCUGCUAAAGGUUCUGAUGAAACCAGCAUUGGGACUACAGAAGCCUCUGAGGGUAGUCUGCUAGGAGAAGGAGACAACAACCUUGAAGAUAGCUUCUGGUCAAACAACGUCACAGUAGAUGAGCUAGAACAAUUCUUCAAGGAAGUCAUUCAGCAUGGACCAAAACAAUCAGAAAAAGAACUCAGGUAUCUUUUAAAGAUAGUCUUAGACGCCAGCUGCCUGGAGUGGGGUCUUCUCAUAUCCAUCAUCCUCAGGGACAGAUCAUCAUUGAGUCAGGUGGUCAACAUAGCUAGCCUUGGGGAAAUCCCCAUGGAUGUCAUUGCACGCAUGAGGGAGGGACUCUCAUUCCUGGAGCUCUGGGCUGAUACAGAAUGCCCUGGUUACAAGCCCCUCCUCCAUGCCAUGAAGCCUCAGGCGAGUGUCCUUGCUGAGGUGGUAGAGAGAGCACCGUCACCAACCCGGUCCAGGUCCUCGUCUGCCUCUGAACACUCACUAAACGAGUCCAAGAAGCACAGCUCCAGAGGGGGAAGCAUGGGAGAACCUGAGCCCUGUGAGGAUGAGGUGUUUGAGGAGGAGGAGGAAGAGGUUGAGAAGGAGGAGUCAGCUUGUGCUAUAUCAUGACCCAGGCAUGGAUGAACGGGAUGGAUGGAUGAUGCAAGGAAAGCCAUUCCAACGACAGAUCCUCAGGAUGCGAAGAACAAGUAUUCAUGGCCUGUUUGGAGAGAAGGUGUAGUCGCAAGGAUGCACAGGCUCAGGAGGGGUACCUUUACUAGGGUAUAUACAACAACUCAUCGGUGAAAGACUCACCCAUGCUGCAGCGAUGGUACAUGUGUCAUGGGAUGUACAACGAGAAGGACUUUCAUGUCUUGUGAACUUCUAGUCAAGCAUGGACAGGGAUAGAAGACAAGAUGGAUACCUGAUAAGUGAAAGACUUAACUAGAUGCUGAGCUGCAGAAGGAGAAGGACACAUGAGUCUUGUGAAUUCCGUUCAAGGAGAGAUAGAGUCUCAUUGUAUGGAAAGAUGACAGGAUUAGGCAGAAAAUGGUGUCUGUUUUCAUGACGAACAUCAACUUAUCUCAAUCAUGACUGUUUGUCAUAGAAGAACUGAGAUGGCUAAUUGAAAGGGUACUUCAAGGAGUGAGACUGAUGUUAAUACAUGAUGUAGGUUUGGUGAAAGAAAUAUGAUCUUCAAAUGUUGUCUGGUGGCCGUUUACACUCGGUUGUAUUCAUGAGGAAGAAGAACUCGAUACCCCAACUCAAUGCAAAUUAUCGGUGAUAAUUACAAAGGUUGAUCUUACUUGAUGCAAAGGACCAAAAUAUGCAGAACCUUUGGAGCAAACUUCCAAUUCCAUUGUGUGAAAAUCCAAACAGUUAUUGUACAGCACAAGACUGGUGGAGUAUUUAUAUGAAAUGACAUAUACUGUAGAUUUAUUUAUCAUUGUGGCGUUAUAAAACACAUUGCAUGGAGCUGUCUUGUCAUCUAUACUUGGUGUAAAAUGUGAGCAUUUCCUGACAGAUAGAAUUGAGUUCUGGUCAUGCAAUUGCGUUGUAAAAAGAAAUUGUUUUGAAGCAAAUGAAAGAGGUUGAUUUUGUAGCACAAAUAAUUCGUUUAUACUGUGUGGUCUUGGGAAUUAUCAGAAUGAUGAGAAAUUUACUCAUUUUUGGUGAAAGUCAUGUACACUGUACACAGAAAUGUGUAUAUGACUACACAAAGAUGUGGCAUGAAACUUUGGUUCAAGCAUUUCAGCUAUUUCUUACAUUUCAAAUAUGAUGGGAUUUGAAAAACCAUCCUUUUCAAUGGCUUUUUCUAUGUUAUUCUUAUAACAGAGACAUAAACAGAAUGGAAAAAUCACAAAAUAAUUUUCACCUUUCCCAGAACUCAACCUUCUCUUAAAUUGCAGUCAUUAUGUAAUAUAUUCUAAGUGACAACAAAGAUGAGGAGUGAUGUUGCUUCCAAAUGUAAUAAAUGUCUCACCAUUCAAUACAGGGUACUAGAAUUUCAUCAAGGGUAUUUUCAAAGGGGUUUUCUGUCUGCCUUUGCCUACUGUCUUCUUGUCUAUUUAUGGUUAGUAGGUGCAUACAUAUAUUAUUGGAGCUUGAAACAGCCAACUUGUUUUGAGUGUCUUCUUCUUGAUCACGCAAUAUCAUGAAGCUGUAUCUUAACAAUUAAAUGAUAAUGUAUCAUUUGUUUGUGGAUAGCCAGCCCAUAAUGCCAGUUUUGAAAACCUGCAAUAACAGUUAAUUUCCAAGAAACAUAUUCAAAGGAAAAUAUUUUGUAGGGAAGAAUAUUUUUUCUUUGGUUAUCACCCCUAAGAUUUGACUCUUCUGUUAUUAGGCCAGUAAAUCAGUCUGGUCAAGAUUGCUUUUUCUUUUUCUUCUUAUUUUUUCUGUAUUGCUUUGGUAGAUAAAGAAAGAUUUUUUAACCACACCCACAAUUAACAACCUGUAUGGAUCAAGUGAAAACAGACACAAAUACCAUCAACAAUUAUAUGACCUUAUACACCCUGAAGCAUGCACAUUUACAAAUUGUAUUGUUUUCAAUUAAUCGUAACUUGCAAUGAAUAGUAGCUUUUGAUUAAUUUAAUUUUGCAGAUAAAUGUAAUGCAUGAUAAGAUGCAAUGAUUUUCAUCAAGAUGGGAUAUCAAAUAGAUUUUUAUGAUAGAUUGUAAGUUGAUGUUUUUAUAUGACAGGGCAGAGGGCAGUUUUUUCUAUGUAGAGCUUUAUAUUCAGGCAGUGGUUCAAAUCGUUGGUUCAGACAAGGUUAGUUUGAUACAAGGCUGAAUGAAACACAGUAUCAUUAUGGUUGGAAGGAUAUCAUAUGGAUGCCUUGAUAAGUACAUAUACGUAGUGCACAUUAAGGAGGUCUUGAACAUUUUUUUGCAUUUCAGUCCAUGGUGGUUUUCAGGAAGUUAGUAUGGAUGUUGUGAUUACAAUUUGUAAAGGUGUUGUGGUCUAGUGGAUAAUAUCAAUACUUUGGUUGGAUUGGUAUGUGUGCUCUUGUGAAAUAGCACCUGGCCUAAAUACUCCCCAGAGAGUGGAGCUAGCACAAUCAUUUGCAGAUUAGCCGUUGAAUCCAAUGACCAUGGUAAUAAAGUACUUACGAACAUAUACUAUACAAAUGUCACUAUUAUUUAUGCAUUAUCAAAGAAAUCUAAAUCUGUAUUAUUUCCAAAUCACAAUGUAUUUCAAAUGAAUCACACCUUAGAAUGGUACCGUAAAUAGAUUUUUUUUUCGCGAUCAUUGGUAGAGAAAAGGAAAGAAACAUAAUGAACCUGUAUUUGACAAGAGAAGUGUUUCAAAUGUAAAAAAAUUUACACAUUCCUGUGUUUUCAUCCUGUUGACUGUAUUGUACGGGUUAGUUCUUGUAAACUUUCGUGGGAGUUUGUUCAUGCUUCAGUUGCCAACCUCGCCCCUCCGCUUGGUCACUCUUUUUCCAACUGCAAUUCUGCUCAAAAUAAUAAGCACCAAUUAACGGAAGGAUUGCCUUCUGCAAUACAAUGGCUUUACAAAAUUUGGCCUUCAUUAGCUCCAUGAUGACCCUUUAAAAGCAGGUAUUGAUGAAUCUUGCACUGAAAACAUUUUAAUAAUCUUGAAGCCUUUUUAUAUAUCUGUCCCGUGAUAAAUACAAUUUGGCACAGGGAGAUUGGUUGUGUUGCAUAUAAAUAGUUAAAGGCAUACCUGUGAGUGCAGUGCUUCUUGAAGUCUUUAUGCAAAUUGUCUAUGUUAAUGGUGUGCUCAGACCAAGUUUGCUUUAACAAUGCAUUUCCUUGCAAUACAUGGCUUCGAGGCUAGUGCUAGUCUAGUGUUCAUCAAUAGUAAGUUACAGUACAGUAAUCCUGAGAGAACUCCAACUAACCAUGGUUAAUUCAUGGGCUACAUCAACAUCAAUUAUGUGUUUUCGUUAGAUGAAAUUACUCAAAGAAUGAUAUCUCAUGUGGAAAAAUAGUUCAAUCCUUUUUCUACGCUCAGUUUGUUGUUGUACUGAGUAAUGCCAUACAGUUGGUGCACCUUAUAGUAUUGCUGCUUAAGUCUGCCCAUGAAUUUGGACAUCUUGUUUGGUACCUAGUUGAUUUAAAGUCUUGAUAUGCACAGGGUUUACACGUCUUUUUUAAUAUCUAAUUUGCACCUAUAUUUCCUUCUAACAUGCCUAUUUAAUACACCUGUAUACGUGUACUGUAGCACACUGAUAAAACCCCAAGAUGCAUGUAUGUGAUGCGUAAAUGAUUUUCAUGUCAACUAUAUUGAGCGCCGCUAGAUGUGUUAUAUGUAUCGCUGUGAGCCAAGUCUUAUUAAGUACAUUAAAUGAUAGCAAUGUAUAGUAUUUUCAAUAUUUUUCAUUAUAGAAAAUAAAUUAUAAUAUAUACAUGUAUAGGAAUGAAGUGGUUAGAAUCAUGUUGUAUUAGAAGUUCACAUUGACAUUAGCAGUUGUAAUGUACAUGUGUUGUAUUAUGGUACCAUGUUAGCUCCAUUAUAUAAACUCAUCUGUCCUUCGACGUCCCAAACUAAGGUGCUACCUGUUGUCAAAGUAUCUCUCAAUGUUCCCUCACAAAGUGGACAUACCGGUAUGUAUUUUGUGUAUGAAGCACGGAGCAUUGAUUAUAUAUUGUAAAUAUAUUGGUGUAAAAAGUGUACAAAAAGGCAUAUUAUGACCAUGAUGAAAAUAAAAGAUUUUUUACUUAACUUGCCAUACAAAA